UACGAGAUAAAAAUAGACGUAAGUAGGUCGUCAACAUGGACGGCGUUCUAUUCAAUUUUAGAUACUUAGACUUGAUAUUCAUUAUUUCCUCUGUAAGUCUUUUGUUGCUAUGGGUCAGGUCGAGGAGACCAUCUGAUUAUCCUCCAGGACCAACACCCAUCCCAGUUAUUGGAAACUUUUAUAAUUUAGUAAAUACGGAUUUUAUGCAAUCACUGCGAGACCUGAGACAAAAACACGGAGAUAUAUUUAGUCUUUCGUUGGGGACGUUUUGGGUAAUUGUGGUGAAUGGCAGUGAUAAUUUAAAAGAAAUUUUAAUAAAGAGAGGAGAGAAAACAUCCGAUAGACCAAAAUUUUUCGUAUUCAAUCUAGUUAAUAAUAGAGGAAUAAUAUCUGCAAGUGGUCCUAGUUGGAAACAUCAUAGAACCUUUGCUUUAUCAAAACUACGUGACUUUGGGUUCGGAAAACGAAGUUUUGAGUCAAAUAUACACGAGGAAUUAGAAAUAUUUCUGAAUGAACUGGAAAAAUAUGACGAGCAAGCUUUUGAUAUAUCAGAAAUAAUUCAUACAAGUAUGUCGAACAUCGUAAUGGCCAUCACCCUUGGACGACGAUUCGACUAUAAAGACCCCGAAUUUUCGUACUUUGUUCAACUCUUAAAUGAAAAUUUCACCAAUGCUGCAGUGUUGGGUCCAGUAAACUUUAUUCCUAUUCUUGAAAAGUUGCCCAUUGACAUUUUUGGUGCAAAGCAAAUGUCGAAGAAUGCUGAGAGAUGUGAUGCUUUCCUUCAAAAUGAAAUAAAUGAACACGAAAAGACAUUGGAUGAAAAUAACAUCAGGGAUUUCAUUGAUGCAUACCUAGUUGAGCUCAGACAGGAGCGAGAUACUGAUAACUACUUUUCUGGUGCAAAUUUGUUAGCAUCGAUUGGCGAUCUUUUUGCAGCGGGAACGGAAACGACAGCAACGACUAUUAGAUGGGCUUUACUGUACCUCUUGAACAAUAUGGACAUCCAGCACAAAAUGUGGAAGGAAAUUAAUGACAAUGUGGGCAGUGGCCGACUGCCAAGUUUGUCUGACAAGCCAAACCUUCCUUACUGUGAAGCUGUUAUUCUUGAAUCUCUCAGACUUGGAAAUAUUGUUCCCUUUUCCCUGCCACACACCGUAUCAGAGGAUAUGUACUACAAAGGAAUGAAGAUUCCAAAGGACUCUGUAAUAUUUCCAAGUCUUGAUUCUGUGGUGUAUGACGAAAGCUUAUUUCCAAAUAGUCAUAUUUUUAAUCCUCAACGCUUUAUUGAUGAAAAUGGAAAACUAUGUGGUCAGGAGAAAAUAUUAACUUUCUCAUUGGGUCGGAGAGUGUGUCUUGGUGAAUCUUUAGCAAGACUUGAGUUAUUCUUGUAUCUAACAGCUCUUGUUCAGAGAUUUCAGUUUUUGCCACCAGAGGGCGACAAUCCACCAGCUGUAGAAGGAAAACUAGGCGUUACUUAUUCACCGAUCCUUUAUAAGAUCAGAGCAGUUAGGCGAAAUUGAUAACAAGUUGCUUUCUUUAAAAAAAAAGAAAUGC
Messenger RNA from Mytilus trossulus (common blue mussel), 1554 nucleotides. Its product is annotated as cytochrome P450 2B4-like. The record is from RefSeq and is a predicted model, not a curated record. NCBI's taxonomy places the organism in Eukaryota, Metazoa, Mollusca, Bivalvia, Mytilida, Mytilidae. Gene Ontology annotation, molecular function: oxidoreductase activity, acting on paired donors, with incorporation or reduction of molecular oxygen, reduced flavin or flavoprotein as one donor, and incorporation of one atom of oxygen; heme binding; iron ion binding. Gene Ontology annotation, biological process: xenobiotic metabolic process. Gene Ontology annotation, cellular component: intracellular membrane-bounded organelle; cytoplasm. The transcript has 4 exons. The coding region runs from base 36 to 1520 and encodes 494 amino acids.